Messenger RNA from Gavia stellata (red-throated loon), 1545 nucleotides. RefSeq names its product protein phosphatase 1 regulatory subunit 16A (gene PPP1R16A). Gene Ontology annotation, molecular function: phosphatase regulator activity; protein binding; enzyme inhibitor activity. NCBI's taxonomy places the organism in Eukaryota, Metazoa, Chordata, Aves, Gaviiformes, Gaviidae. Gene Ontology annotation, cellular component: cytoplasm. The coding region runs from base 1 to 1545 and encodes 514 amino acids. The transcript is spliced from 10 exons. The record is from RefSeq and is a predicted model, not a curated record.
AUGGCCGAGCACCCGGAGCUGCUGGCGGAGAUGCCGGCGGUGGCGCGGCUGAGCACGCCGGAGCGGCUGAAACACGCUCAGAAACGCCGGGCCCAGCAGCUGAAAAAAUGGGCGCAGACGGAGAAGGAGACGCAGGGGAUGAAGGUCGGAGCCGAGAGGAAGAGGAGGAGGAGGAAGAGCGACAGCCAAGGGAAGAGGGUGACGUUCCCCGCCAGUGUCCGGCUGCUGGAAGCGGCCGCCCGGCACGAUGCCGAGGAAGUCCGGCAGUUCCUGCAGAGCGGCGUCAGCCCCGACCUCUGCAACGAGGACGGUCUCACCGCGUUGCACCAGUGCUGCAUCGACGACUACGGUGACGUGGUGACGGUGCUGCUGGAAGCCGGCGCCGACGUCAACGCCCGCGACAGCGAGCUCUGGACGCCGCUCCACGCCGCCGCCACCUGCGGCCACCUCCGCCUGGUCCAGCUCCUCCUCCAACGCGGCGCCGACCUCCUCGCCGUCAACUCGGACGGGAACAUGCCCUACGACCUGUGCGAGGACGAGGUGACCCUCGACUGCAUCGAGACCGCCAUGGCGGAGCAGGGUAUCACCCAGGAGAAGAUCGAGGAGGCUCGUGCCGCCACCGAGCGCGACAUGGUGCGGGAGAUCCGGCAGCUGGUGCAGGCGGGAGCCGACCUGGACGCGCCGCGGGGACACGGCGCAACCUUGCUGCACAUCGCGGCGGCCAACGGUUACGCGGAGGCGGCCGAGCUGCUGCUGGAGCACCGGGCCGGCGUCGACGCCAGGGACGAGGACGGUUGGGAGCCCCUCCACGCCGCCGCUUGUUGGGGACAGGUGCAGCUGGUGGAGCUGCUGGUGGCUCACGGCGCCGACCUCAACGGGAAAUCGCUGCUGGACGAGACCCCCUUGGACGUCUGCGGGGACGAGGAGGUCCGGGCCAAACUCCUGGAGCUGAAACACAAACGCGACGCCCUCGUGAAAUCCCACGAGAGACACAAAUCCUUGCUCCAGCGCCGCACCUCCAGCGCCGGCAGCCGCGGGAAGGUGGUGCGGCGGGUGAGCGUCUCGGAGCGCACCAGCCUUUACCGUAAGGAACACGAGCGGGAAGCCAUCGUCUGGCAACGCGCCGAGCGCCGCGACAGCGAGGACGAGGACCGGCAGACGGAUGCCGAACUUCGCCGCCGCUCAGCCGAUCCCGUGGAAUCGGCGUCGACGGAGCCCCCCGAGUUGUCGCCGCAGCGCAACGGCACGGCCCUCUCUUCCCAAAAACCGGAGCGUGGCGGUGACGGCGACGGCACCCCGGUGAAUCCGGCGGCGGAUCCGGCGCGGGAGAAAGCCCACCACACCCUGGCCGACCUCAAACGGCACCGAGCGGCCGCCAAACUCCAGCGCCCGCGCCCCGAGGAGCACCCCAUCGCGGGGAGCCCGGCUCCCCCCUCGGCACCGCCGGCACCCACCGCCGGCACCGGUGACCCCCCCCUCCUCAAACUGACGGCUCCGGCCGAGGAAACGCCGGCCGAGAAGCAGCGCUGCUGUAAGGUGAUGUGA